CUGGGAGGGCCGAAAGGGGCGUCGCCGCCGCCAUCGCCAUGGCCGGUUGUUGUCAGUCGCUGGCAGCGGGUUAUGGCGACGGCGGUGAAUGAAUUCUCCGGGCGGCCGAGGGAAGAAGAAGGGCUCAGCCGGCUCCAGCUCCUCGCCUCCGGCCGCCGGCGCCUCUCCCUCCGCGCCGCCCGGGCCGGCGCCCCCCGUGCCGCCGGCGGGGGCGGCGACGGCAGCGGCGUCCCCGCACAAGCGGAACCUGUACUACUUCUCGUACCCGCUCUUCGCCGCCUUCGCCCUGCUCCGCUUCGUCGCCUUCCAGCUCGGGCUGCUCUUCGCCUGGCUCUGCGAGCGCCUCUCCCGCGGCGCCCUCAUGGCCGCCAAGGGCAGCAGGGCCGGGGCCGGCGACGCGCCCGAGCCCGGCGGGGCGCCCGAGACCGUGCGGGCGUGUCACAAGCGGGCCUUCGAGUGCAUCUCCAUGGCGCUGCGCAUCGACGAGGACGAGACAGGACAAAAGGAACAAGCUGUUGAAUGGUAUAAGAAAGGAAUUGAAGAACUGGAAAAAGGAAUAGCUGUCUUAGUAAUUGGUCAAGGUGAUCAGUGUGAACGGGCUCGACGUCUCCAGUCUAAAAUGAUGACAAAUUUGGCAAUGGCCAAGGAUCGCUUGCAGCUUUUAGAGAAGCUGCAGGCAGUUUUGCAAAUUUCCAAGCCGCAAAUGGAGGUCUAUAAUGACAGUACUAACCUGGCAUGCCGCAAUGGACAUCUCCAGUCAGAAAGUGGAGCAGUUCCAAAAAAGAAGGAUCCCUUAACACACACAAGUAAUUCACUUCCUCGUUCAAAAACUGUUGCAAAAACCGGAUCCACAGGCCUUUCAGGUCACCAUAGAACGCCCAGCUACAGUGGGAUAUCGUCAUCUUCUGUGUCUAGACCAGCACCUAAUUCUGCAGCUUCAACUCACAAGGCUGCUCCUAAAAACAGCAGAACAAAUAAGCCUUCUACUCCUACCCCUGCUCCUCGAAAAAAGAAAGACAUGAAGAUAUUUAGAAAUGUGGACAGUAAUCUUGCUAACCUUAUCUUGAAUGAAGUUGUUGAUAGUGGGCCAGCUGUCAAAUUUGAUGAUAUCGCAGGGCAGGAAUUGGCUAAACAAGCUUUGCAAGAAAUUGUUAUCCUUCCUUCUCUUAGACCUGAGUUAUUUACAGGUCUAAGAGCUCCUGCCCGUGGUUUAUUGCUGUUCGGCCCACCAGGAAACGGGAAGACAAUGUUGGCCAAAGCAGUUGCUGCAGAGUCAAAUGCUACUUUCUUUAAUAUAAGUGCAGCGAGCCUAACUUCAAAAUACGUUGGCGAAGGGGAGAAGCUGGUGCGUGCUCUAUUUGCUGUAGCCAGAGAACUUCAGCCUUCUAUAAUUUUUAUUGAUGAAGUUGAUAGCCUUCUAUGUGAAAGACGAGAAGGUGAACACGAUGCUAGCAGGCGUUUAAAAACAGAAUUUUUAAUAGCAUUUGAUGGU
Empidonax traillii (willow flycatcher) is the source of this 1492-nucleotide messenger RNA. RefSeq names its product spastin (gene SPAST). The transcript is spliced from 11 exons. The annotation marks the transcript as partial. Gene Ontology annotation, molecular function: ATP hydrolysis activity; ATP binding. The record is from RefSeq and is a predicted model, not a curated record. NCBI's taxonomy places the organism in Eukaryota, Metazoa, Chordata, Aves, Passeriformes, Tyrannidae. Gene Ontology annotation, cellular component: microtubule cytoskeleton.